Messenger RNA from Sipha flava (yellow sugarcane aphid), 1780 nucleotides. RefSeq names its product sodium channel protein Nach-like. Gene Ontology annotation, molecular function: ligand-gated sodium channel activity. The record is from RefSeq and is a predicted model, not a curated record. Gene Ontology annotation, biological process: sodium ion transmembrane transport. The coding region runs from base 95 to 1693 and encodes 532 amino acids. Lineage: Eukaryota; Metazoa; Arthropoda; Insecta; Hemiptera; Aphididae. The transcript is spliced from 11 exons. Gene Ontology annotation, cellular component: membrane.
CAUUUUACGAUUAAAAUCAUUUAAGUACAGCCCUUGAAAGAAUUACAAGGAAAAUUGUUCGAGUCGAAUAAUAGUUAUUUUGGUUUAUCACGUGAUGGCGAUUAUAAAAACUUUCUGGAUUAACUACUGUGAAAAUAGUUCUUUGCACGGUCUACGAUACGUCGUCAAAAGUGAAGCUAAGCCUUGGGAAAGACUUAUGUGGGCGGCCUUGAUGGUAGUCGCUAUUGCCACUAUUAUUGUUAAUCUUUUCGCUUCAUGGGAAACUUUUUCGUAUUCAUCCAUACAGAUCAUUUUGGAUAACCCUCGAUAUGAACUUAGCAAAAUUGACUUCCCAGCAAUAACCAUAUGUUCCAUUAACAAAAUUUUAUACUCGAAAGCUAAAAAAUUGAUUUUAAAUAAGUACAAAGAUGAUCCAGAACAGUGGAAAAAAUACGAAAAUUCGUUAUAUGCUAUGGGAAUGUUACAAUAUCCACACUAUAAAGAUUUGUCGAUUUUCGUAAAAAAUAAUCCUGUGAUUGAUUUGCCUUUAGAGAACAUAUCCAAUAUUAUGUUGAAUCUGAUGCCAACGGUUGACCAGAUGUUCAAUAAAUGUUUUUGGAGAGGCUAUAGAUAUAAUUGUUCGGAUAUUAUUCGACUGCAGCGCACUGAAGAAGGAUUUUGCUAUUCUUUCAACAGCAAAACAUCAGAAAGAACAGCUAACGAUAGCAAGUUUAAUCCUCCAAUAGCAGGAUUAAACGACAUAUUAAUUCCACUGAGAAAUAACGCCGCGGGCAAGAUGACUGGGUUUGAGGUAAUCCUGAAUAGUUUGAUUACUGAAUAUUUUCCGAUCGACCGGCGGUACAAAGGAUUUAACAUAAUGAUACACACGCCCGAAGAUUUCCCGGACAUUUCGAGUAGCUACAAGAUUUACAGCGACCUCAACCAGUCAUCGCGAAUAUCGGUCAGCGUCAAAACCAUUCGGGCAGACUCGUCACUUCACCGGCUUAGCGAAGAAGACCGCAAGUGUUUUCUACACCAGAAAAGGACGAUGCAUCACAAGAACUUCCCGUCCAGAAGGAGUAAUGCCGAAAACAAUUGUUACAGCAAAUGCAGACUGCUGACUACAUACAAACGUUGCAAUUGUGUACCUUACUACUUCAACGUGAACAAGCUCGGGCAUUGCUGUGGAAUUGAACAUUUACAAUGUUUAGGAGAAAUGGACGUACUCCAGCGUAACGUCCAAGCUCCGGAAGACCAGCCAGGAUUUCCCAAAUGGAGUGUACCCGUUUUCAUGAACUGCAGUUGCCCGCACUCGUGUUCUUUUGUAGGAUAUACGACGGAAAUGCGACACUUUCCAAAAGAUACCAUGGCAGUCACACAGUUAUCACACGAUUUCAUACCAGUUGAAGUAUAUUACAAAGAAAGGUUUGCUAUCAGUUAUCAGCGAUCAACGAAAUACACUACGCAAGAUUUAUUAACUUCGAUCGGAGGAAUGGCAAGUUUGUUUCUGGGAUGCAGCUUGGUCAGCAUGGUGGAGAUCAUUUAUGUCGUUUACAAAUCAUUGAUGAUGCUGAAACACAAAUAUUUCAAAGUCCUCUCGGAUUCGAAACAACUGCAACAACAGCAAAAACUCGUUCUGUACCGUCGGUAUAACACGUACCGUUUCUGCAGACCUCUGUACAUUCCGCCAAGCGAUAGUCCACGACGUUAUUAGUAAUGAUAGUGCACCGUUAUUAUGUCGGUUGGAGAAUGCCAGCCUGUUAGUAAAAUAUAUUUUACACGAUAGAUAAAAUAAAAACUA